Messenger RNA from Tauraco erythrolophus (red-crested turaco), 1110 nucleotides. Lineage: Eukaryota; Metazoa; Chordata; Aves; Musophagiformes; Musophagidae. The record is from RefSeq and is a predicted model, not a curated record.
AUGGAGGAGCGGGUGCAGGAGGAGAUGCCAGCAGACCAGCACACAGGAGGCCACCACCCUGCACGGGAAGGAGAGGUGUUCAACACGCGGUACCAGGCUCUGUGCAAGCUGGGCUGCGGUGCCUUUGCCACCGUCUGGCUGUGCCAGGACAUGAGGAGGAAGAAACAGGUAGCUGUGAAGGUCCUGAAAAGCAGGGAAGGCUUCAUUGAGGCUGCCCAGGACGAGGUCGCUCUCCUCCGCUGUGUGAGCAGUAUGAAGAAGAAGGACCGGGCAGGAGAAAACAUUGUCUGUUUGUUAGACGACUUCAGAAUGAUUGGAGAGAACGGCUUCCAUAUCCUUCUGCUAGAGUGCUGCAGCUCUGGCUCAGCAAAGCCCAGGCUUCCCUCGGAGAGCCACAGGAGGGUGCUGGCAGGGCUGCACUUCCUGCACCAGUGCUGCCGCAUCAUCCACGCGGACAUCAAACCGGAGAACGUCUUGCUCUACGGACGUGACAAAAGCCUCCAAAGACUUCUGCCCGAUACGCUUGACUGCGACCAGAGAAUAGAUUUGAGGCUAAAGGGACCAGGUGGUGAUCUUGGCAAUCGAUUGGAAGAAUCUGAUUUAAUGAGCAUACAAGUGAAAAUUGCAGAUCUGGGCAGCGCGUGCUGGACAUACAAACCUUUUUCCAAGGAGAUACAGACCCAGCCAUACCGUGCCCUGGAAGUGCUGCUUGGAUUAGACUAUGGCACUCCUGCAGAUAUCUGGAGCAUGGGCUGCCUGGCAUUUGAAAUGGUAACUGGGGAGUGUCUAUUUGAUCCUCAACCUGGGAAAUAUUUCUCCAGAGACGAUGAUCACGUUGCUCGUAUUAUUGAACUCCUGGGAAGAAUUCCUCCUCAAAUUGCUUUCUCCUGGAACAAGUCAACAAAAUUUUUCAGCAGGCCAGGCGCUCUGCUGCGGAUCUCCAGGCUUUCCCCCUGCAGUCUCCACACCAUCCUGAAGGACAGACACAAAUGGACAAAACCCGAGGUUCCCGCCUUCACCAGCUUCCUCCUGCCCGCCCUGCAGUAUGCGCCCGAGCGCCGCGCCACAGCCGCCCAGUGCCUGCAGCACGCGUGGCUGAGCGCCCCGUGA